AUGUUCAGGGCUGAAGUGUACUUGCUGGCAGGUAAGUACACACGAACAGCUCCUCGAGGGACAAAUUCUUCUGACUCUAAGGUACUCGAGACCCCUAGCCAGUCCUUGGAGGCAUUUGAAACCCCUUGCCAGUCCUUGGAGGCACUGGAGACCCCUAGGCAGUCGUUGGAGGCACUCGAAACCCCUAGACAGUCGUUGGAGGCACUCGAGACCCCUAAGCAGUCGUUGGAGGCACUCGAGACCCCUAGGCAGUCGUUGGAGGCACUCGAGACCCCUAGGCAGUCGUUGGAGGCACUCGAGACCCCAAGGCAGUCGUUGGAGGCACUCGAGACCCUUAGGCAGUCGUUGGAGGCACUCGAGACCCCUAGCCAGUCGUUGGAGGCACUCGAGACCCCUAGCCAGUCCAUGGAGGCACUCGAGACCCCUAGCCAGUCCUUGGAGGCACUCGAGACCGCUAGCCAGUCCUUGGAGGUAUUCGAGACCCCUAGCCUGUCAUUGGAGGUAUUCGAGACCCCUAGCCUGUCAUUGGAGGUAUUCGAGACCCCUAGCCUGUCAUUGGAGGUAUUCGAGACCUUUAGCCUGUCAUUGGAGGUAUUCGAGAUCCCUAGCCUGUCAUUGGAGGUAUUCGAGAUCCCUAGCCUGUCAUUGGAGGUAUUCGAGACCCCUAGCCUGUCAUUGGAGUUAUUCGAGACCCCUAGCCUGUCAUUGGAGGUAUUUGAGAUCCCUAGCCUGUCAUUGGAGGUAUUCGAGAUCCCUAGCCUGUCAUUGGAGGUAUUCGAGAUCCCUAGCCUGUCAUUGGAGGUAUUCGAGAUCCCUAGCCUGUCAUUGGAGGUAUUCGAGAUCCCUAGCCUGUCAUUGGAGGUAUUCGAGAUCCCUAGCCUGUCAUUGGAGGUAUUCGAGAUCCCUAGCCUGUCAUUGGAGGUAUUCGAGACCCCUAGCCUGUCAUUGGAGUUAUUCGAGACCCCUAGCCUGUCAUUGGAGGUAUUCGAGAUCCCUAGCCUGUCAUUGGAGGUAUUCGAGAUCCCUAGCCUUUCAUUGGAGGUAUUCGAGAUCCCUAGCCUGUCAUUGGAGGUAUUCGAGACCCCUAGCCUGUCAUUGGAGGUAUUCGAGAUCCCUAGCCUGUCAUUGGAGACCCGAUCAUCUCUCAGUGGUAACAUGAGUCUCGUUAACCCACGAGGAGAGCCAGCACGGCUGCACACGCGCCGCUCCUCCAGAAGGGAAACGCCUUCACGACGCCGCGGGUACGGCAUAUACUCAGGGACCAACAAAUCUGGCGGAAGCGAACGCCCUAACCAGAGGACACGGAAAACGAAGAACGAGGUAGGAACACCUUUACCGUGGAAGCAGGAGAUACCGGAACAGCAGACAGAGGAUGCCGAGGUGGCAACACCCCCUCCGACAAAGCAGGUGACACAGCUGAAACGGCCGUAG
Procambarus clarkii (red swamp crayfish) is the source of this 1431-nucleotide messenger RNA. NCBI's taxonomy places the organism in Eukaryota, Metazoa, Arthropoda, Malacostraca, Decapoda, Cambaridae. The record is from RefSeq and is a predicted model, not a curated record.